AUGCCCGACGUGGAAGUGGAUGUUCUCGUCAUUGGUGCAGGUCCCACGGGUCUCGGUGCCGCAAAGAGACUGAACCAGAUCAACGGACCCUCAUGGGCGAUCAUCGACUCUAACGAGAUCCCGGGCGGUCUGGCCUCAACCGAUGUCACAAAGGAGGGCUUCCUCUACGACGUUGGUGGCCAUGUCAUCUUCUCUCACUACAAGUACUUCGACGACUGCAUCGAUGAAGCCCUCCCGAACGAGGAUGACUGGUUCACUCACCAGCGAAUCUCUUAUGUCCGCUGCCAGAAUCUCUGGGUACCAUACCCUUUCCAAAACAACAUCUCCAUGUUGCCCAAGGAAGAGCAGGUCAAGUGCAUGGAUGGCAUGAUUGAUGCUGCUCUAGAAGCAAGAGUUGCCAAUACCAAACCCAAGGACUUUGAUGAGUGGAUCGUGCGCAUGAUGGGCACCGGCAUUGCCGACCUCUUUAUGCGCCCUUACAACUUCAAGGUCUGGGCUGUACCUACCACUAAGAUGCAGUGCCAGUGGCUCGGAGAGCGUGUCGCUGCUCCUGACCUGAAGAACGUUACCAAGAACGUCAUUCUCCAGAAGACGGCUGGCAAUUGGGGUCCCAAUGCCACCUUCCGUUUCCCUGCGCGUGACGGCACGGGUGGCAUCUGGAUCGCGGUCGCCAACACGCUGCCGAAGGAGAAGACGCGAUUCGGCAAGAAGAACACGGUCAAGAAGGUGGACGCCGACGGCAAGCGCGUUCUUCUCGAGGACGGCACCACAAUCGGCUACAAGCGCCUCAUUUCUACGAUGCAGGUCGACUACCUUGUGGAUGCCAUGGGCGAUCAGAAGCUCCAAAACCUGGCCAGCGGACUGUUCUACAGCAGCACGCACGUCAUUGGUGUAGGCAUUCGUGGCAGCCGACCCGAGCGCAUUGGCGACAAGUGCUGGCUCUAUUUCCCCGAAGACGACUGCCCCUUCUACCGGGCAACCAUCUUCUCCAACUACUCGCCGUACAACCAGCCACAGGACAAUGUCAAACUGCCGACUCUGCAGCUCGCCAACGGCUCCCGGCGUCAGAGCAUGCAAGCCAAACCUGGCCCGUACUGGUCCAUCAUGCUGGAGGUGUCGGAGUCAAGCAUGAAGCCCGUCGACCACGACAAGUUGCUCAAGGAGUGCAUUCAAGGUCUGGUCAACACCGAGAUGCUGAAGCCCGAAGACGAGAUUGUUUCGACCUACCACCGUCGCUUCGACCACGGCUACCCAACUCCCACUCUGGAGCGAGAGGGUGUGCUCAAGGAGCUUCUCCCUGCGCUGCAAGCCAAGGGUAUCUACAGCCGUGGACGAUUCGGCAGCUGGCGUUAUGAGGUCGGCAACCAGGACCACAGCUUUAUGCUGGGCGUGGAAGCGGCCGACAACAUCGUCAAUGGCGCCGCCGAGCUCACACUCAACUACCCUGACUUUGUCAACGGCCGCAAGAAUGAUGAGCGUCGCUUGAUCGAAGGUGCACAGCUAUUUGGCAAGGAAACCGACAACGUUACCAAAGGCCGACGGAUGACGGGGGGUAAGGGCACCUUGGGCGGUACAUUGGAGACACUCCAAGUCAAUGGCGGGCCGCCGGCCAAGAAGGAUGGCAAUUCGCGAGUGCUGGACAAGCAAUGGUGA
Cyphellophora europaea CBS 101466 is the source of this 1653-nucleotide messenger RNA. RefSeq lists its product as uncharacterized. NCBI's taxonomy places the organism in Eukaryota, Fungi, Ascomycota, Eurotiomycetes, Chaetothyriales, Cyphellophoraceae. Bases 1 to 1653 code for a protein of 550 amino acids. The transcript is spliced from 4 exons. The record is from RefSeq and is a predicted model, not a curated record.